GUGAUCGACUGUCAUGUCUUCAUCCACACGCAUUGGGAAACACAUGGUGGCGAAGUGGCUCCAUACAGAGUGCAGUUCGCCAGUAAUCAGAUGUGUUUUCUUAAUAGUUACAGUCUAACAAUAUAAAAUGUCGCAGGUACAGGCCCGGUUCUUCACCGAAAAUACAAAGUAUCUGAUAGAUGAUGUUCCAUUCUCCAUCCCUGCUGCCUCGGAGGUGGUGGACCUCAGUGGUGUCAUCAACAAACUGCUGGAAGCUAAGAAUGAUGGACACAAACAUGUUGAGUUUGAUUUCCUGGUUCGAGGUCAGUUUCUCCGCACCUCACUGGCCAAUCACAUGGAGACAGAGAACAUCUCAACGGAAGAAGUGGUGGAAAUAGAGUAUGUAGAGAAGUUCACAGCCCCGCAGCCAGAGGAGUGUAUCAUGCAUGAUGACUGGAUCAGCUCCGUGGAGGCAGAUUCUGAAUGGAUCCUCACAGGCUCUUUUGAUAAGACUGCACGGAUUUGGUCUAUGGAAGGGAAGGCAGUGAUGACUGUGGCUGGACACACUGAUGUUGUGAAGGAUGUAGCCUGGGUGAAGAGAGAUGGUCUGAGCUCUCUGCUCCUGACCGCAUCUCUGGAUCAAACAAUCAUGUUGUGGGAGUGGAAUUCCGAACGGAACAAAGUGAAGGCCCGACACUGUUGCCGUGGACACGCAGGAAGUGUAGACACAGUUGCUGUCGACCCCCACCAGGACAAAGGUUUGUGUUUUUGCAGUGGCUCAUGGGACAAAAUGCUUAAGAUAUGGUCAGCAGUGCCAACAGAGGAAGAGGAUGAGAUCGAGGAACCCAACAGGCCACGCAAAAAACAGAAAACAGAGCAGAUGGGGCUCACGCGGACUCCCCUCAUGACUUUCUCUGGUCAUAAUGAGGCAGUGUCCUCUGUGCUCUGGAUGGACGCUGAGGAGCUGUGCAGUGCAUCAUGGGAUCACACCAUCCGUCUAUGGGAUGCAGAGACUGGUGGACAGAAGAAUACAAUAACGGGGAGUAAGGUUUUCAGCUGUAUCUCAUACUCUCCACUGUGUCGCCGUCUGGCCUCGGGCAGCACUGACAGACAUGUGCGUCUGUGGGACCCGAGAUCUAAAGACGGCUAUCUAGUUCUCCUGUCUCUAACGUCCCAUAACGGUUGGGUGACGGCAGUCAGGUGGUCUCCAUCUCACGAGCAUCAGCUGGUGUCAGGAUCUCUAGAUAAUGUGGUCAAACUGUGGGACACAAGGAGCUGUAAAGCUCCACUGUAUGAUCUUGCUGCCCAUGAAGACAAAGUAAUGUGCGUUGACUGGACAGAGAAUGGGCUGAUUUUGAGUGGAGGAGCAGAUAACAAACUCUACACAUACAGAUACUCGGCAUGUGUCUCGGAUGCAGGAGCGUAGAACAGUCUUCUCUGGUGCCUGUUGUCAUUUUACUUUGGAAACGUCGUGGGAACAUAAGCAACAUCAACUUUUACUUUAUAGACCAGCUACAAACAUACAACAAAGCCUUACGAGAGACAAACACAUAGUUCAUGAACAAAUUUCUGUGCAAAUCACGUGUAAAGCUAUUCUUAUGUGCAUUGUCACAUUCAGUUCAUUGGAGUGCUUUACAUAUGAAUGAAGGGUUUCAAGGAUCAUUUGCUCUAAUUUGAUGAGCUUCUGUUCAGUGAAUUAAACCUAAUUGUCUCAUCCAAC
This is a messenger RNA of Cyprinus carpio (common carp), 1699 nucleotides long. It is a transcript of the gene wdr12, whose product is annotated as WD repeat domain 12. NCBI's taxonomy places the organism in Eukaryota, Metazoa, Chordata, Actinopteri, Cypriniformes, Cyprinidae. Gene Ontology annotation, biological process: maturation of LSU-rRNA from tricistronic rRNA transcript (SSU-rRNA, 5.8S rRNA, LSU-rRNA); maturation of 5.8S rRNA from tricistronic rRNA transcript (SSU-rRNA, 5.8S rRNA, LSU-rRNA); ribosome biogenesis. Gene Ontology annotation, cellular component: preribosome, large subunit precursor; PeBoW complex. The transcript is spliced from 13 exons. The record is from RefSeq and is a predicted model, not a curated record. The coding region runs from base 128 to 1405 and encodes 425 amino acids. Gene Ontology annotation, molecular function: protein binding.